Molecule: messenger RNA, 591 nt
Organism: Trichobilharzia szidati
Lineage: Eukaryota; Metazoa; Platyhelminthes; Trematoda; Strigeidida; Schistosomatidae
Source: the annotation of a GenBank genome assembly
AUGCAAUUAAUCCAAUGGUUCAUUUUAACUAUCAUCUCCUUGAUAAACAUUAAAGCAGAUGUUGAUAAAGGUUGGACUGUGGAAGACUCUGAAAUACUGGCGUUACACAAUGCAUAUCGACAAAGACUAAAGUAUGGAAGAUUCCUAGGUCAACCACGUGCGAUAGAAAUGCCGAAACUCAGAUGGUCUUACGAAUUGGCUGACAUUUCUAAGAAUUGGGCGUCAACAUGUCAACCUUAUCCUAGCAACAUAACAAUGAGAGGUAAAACUUCUUGGAAUUAUGUCGGUCAGAAUGUCGCUGUUACUUCGAAUGUGAGAGAUGCUGUGGCCCUCUGGUUUCUCGAACAUUUAAACUACAACUUCAAAGCAAACAAAUGUAAAGAAAACAGAAGAUGCGCAAAUUACAAACAGGUGGUGUUUUCAGAAACAGCGGAGGUUGGAUGUGCGUAUAAGAAAUGCAAUAACUUCGAAGCACCUUAUAACAUUGUUGUCGUGUGUACUUAUGGACCCGGUGGUAAAUACUUCUCACGAAGACCCUACACAGCUUCCACUGACAAGGGUUAUGAAGAGGAUAUCUUUUAUGAAUACUGA